Messenger RNA from Teleopsis dalmanni, 1716 nucleotides. RefSeq lists its product as uncharacterized. The transcript is spliced from 2 exons. NCBI's taxonomy places the organism in Eukaryota, Metazoa, Arthropoda, Insecta, Diptera, Diopsidae. The record is from RefSeq and is a predicted model, not a curated record. Bases 1 to 1716 code for a protein of 571 amino acids.
AUGAACGAAGGCGAAGCAGUCAGCGCAACAACCAGCACGACAGUACAGCAUGGUACAACACCGGCAGAAAUUUGCCGCAUAGGUGUCCAGCCGCCGGUAUUUUGCAAACGCGACCCCGACUUAUACUUCCUGCAGAUGGAGGCGCAAUUUCGCAACGCACGCAUUACACAAGACCAGACGAAAUACGACUACGUGAUUGGUUCGUUGGACGGGUCUACACUAAGAAAAGUUGCAGAUAUUGUAAGAUCACCUCCAUCGCAAAACAAAUACGACGCAAUAAGGAAUCGCCUGAUACAAAACUUUGCUGACUCUGAAAACAAAAAGCUACGCAGACUCAUACUCGAUUGCGAACUUCAUGACAACAAGCCAUCACAAUUACUUCGCACUAUGCGCGACCUAGCAGCUGGAGCCAUGAAUGACGGCGCACUGAAACAAUUCUGGCUAGAUCGUUUGCCCGUUGCAGUGCGAGCUGUUGUGUCCAUCGCUGACGGUGAUCUUGACAAAUGCGCACUUCAAGCUGAUAAAAUGAUAGAGAUGGGGAGUUAUGGUUCUGGAGCCACUGUAGAUGGUGCAAAAAAUUCUCAAUCAGCACAGUCAUCAUCAAUUGAAGAAAUGCAAACCAUAAAAAACGCCGUUUUACAACUGAGCAAAGAUGUAGCUGAAAUAAAGCAGCGACAAUACUCAAAUAGAAGACCUCGAUUCCGAACUCCAGAUCGUGAUCCAGUCCAGCACAUCCGCACACGUUCUGCAAAUCAGGUUUGGUGCCAAUGCAAUCAAAUGUACCAAGCCUUGCAAAUACAAGGCAACGGAAAACUAAAAACAGCUUUGUCAGAGACGGUAGAUGAAGCUAGUGGUUAUAAGUCAAGCCGUCUGUUUAUUGUUGACAAAAAGACUCAACACAAAUUUUUGGUGAAUACGGGCGCAGAUUUCUCGGUUUUCCCGAUAACCGCAAUCGCUAACCCUAAAUCCAAACCCACAACAAGUACACUGUUUGCAGCGAACGGAUCACACAUUAAAACAUAUGGUUCCAAACUUCUGACACUCAAUCUGGGGCUGAGGAAAAGUUUCGCCUGGUAUUUCACCAUCGUUGACGUGUCAAAGCCAAUACUAGGAGCCGACUUCCUCAAAAACUUCAACUUAUUGGUCGACGUCGCUAACAAGCGAAUUAUCGACAAUCAAACGAAGUUGCAGACGUUGUGCAUAGCUGAAAUUGCAGCCUACUCUCCAGUUUCUUCAGUCAACAGCGACAACAAGUACCAGAAACUCCUGGCCAAAUUCAAGGACCUGACUUCACCACUAACAUUUAAUUCGUUGAACACAACAAAAACAACGGUUCAACAUCACAUUUACACUAGCGGACGUCCUGUUUUUUCACGCGCUCGGCGGCUGAACCCAAGUAUGUUACAGAUAGCUCGUCAAGAAUUCGAGUACAUGUUAAGUCAUGGAAUUUGCACCCACUCGAAGAGCGAUUGGGCUAGCCCGUUGAAUAUGGUUUCUAAAAAGAACGGCACGUGGCGACCAUGUGGGGAUUAUCGACAACUCAACUCACAAACGUUACCAGACCGAUAUCCUAUCCCACACAUCCAAGACUUCGCACAAACAUUCAACGGCAAGUCAAUCUACACUACGAUAGACAUCGAAAAAGCGUAUUUCAACAUACCGAUAGCUGCAGAAGACAAAAAAGACAGCGAUCAUCACGCCAUUUGGUCUUUUUGA